ACACACUGUUUUCCCAGUGCCCCGGCGGCCAGAUCUCCUCAUGCCACUCGUGCUCUUGCGCGACGCCUCCCCGUCCCGACUCCAGAGGACCAGGUUCUCCUGGAAGCAGAUGCGCGGCGCGGUUCACCCGCCGAGCCGGACGUCGUCGUCGCCUCCGAGGAGAUCAGCUCUGAUCACCUCCGUCCCGGCGGUUCUUGCUCUGGCCUUCCUCCUGAUCCUUGCCGCCGGCGUAUUCCUCUACUCCGGCACCACCACCACGCCGUCCCGGGCCGUCACCUCCGCUGGCCGCGUAAACGAAGCACGUGGCGGGGGCCAUGCUCUGCUGUCCCCGACGGUGGGGUCCAUAGGUGGUGCGCGCGCCAUCUGGGAGCUCCCCGCGGCGCCGGCCAGGGCGGUCCUCUUCGUCGCCCACGGGUGCCACUGCCGCCCGGAGAACUUCUGGCCGCCGUCCCCGCGCUGCCCCGGGUGCGUCGGCCUGCCGGAGGACGUCGCCAUCACGGAACGCGCGCUACGGAGGCGGUUCGCGGUGCUGGCCCUGGCGAGCGCGAGGGAGUGCUGGUCGAUGGGGAAGGAGGUGAGCGCCGCGAAACGUGGGAUCCGGUCCUGGGCCACCGAGAACGGCCUCGCGGACCUUCCGGUGGCCGCCCUCGGCGCGUCCUCCGGCGGGUACUUCGUCUCCAGGCUCGCGGCCGAGAUGAAGCUCGCCGCCGUCGUGCUUAUGAUCGCCGAGGGCUCCUUCGGGCCGGGCGGCGCGCCGGCCGGAUACCCUCCCGCCAUGUUCCUCCACAUGCCAAAGGACCAGCGGAGGGCGGCAUUGGUGGAGAGGAAUUCCAAGAUGCUGCGGAGCAAUGGCGUUGAGGUGAAUGAGCUCCGGAGCCUGGAGCUCCCUCUAACCCCGACGAUGCUGUCCGACAGGAUCCCGGGGCUGAACCGGGGAUUGUCCGAGAGGAUCUGGAGGGUGUUCACGGAGGAUGGAUUCGUCGAUGAGAGAGGGUUCAUGAGGAAGGAUGGCCGCGCAACGCCAUGGAAGGAUGCAGUGGUGAAGAGGGGAUUCUGGGAGGAGGUGGCUGGGUGGGCUGAUCACAUCCAGGAAGAGCUUAAUCUUGCAUAUGGAUACCAUGAGAUGACGAGCUUGCACACUGAUGAAAUGUUCGAUUGGAUUGAGGAGCACCUGAGCUGAGGUUUAUGGUUGAUUACUCCUAACCCUUUCGUGAUUCUCUAACUAAAUAUGAAAACUGUACUAAUUGGAGGAUCCGAGAAGAUGCUGCAAUCUUCAGCUUGAGGAAUUUCUGUAAAAUGAAUUAGGAGAGAAAAGGUGGGACGAUAUUGUUUGUGAAAAAUAGACUUGAUGUUAACUGCUGUAUAUUUCUUUCGGUUGGCUCUUCUGCAAAUGGACUAUAAGAAGCAUAAACACAGACACGGAGGUACUGUAGUUUAGUAAGGUUUUGCUCUGAUCUGUAAUGGAGUAGUAUAGUAUCAGUUCUAUGUGUAUCUAGAUAAAUCUUUUGAUGAAUAUUGUUGCAUUCUUGUCUCUGAACAGUCGCACUUUGGUGCUGAAGCCACGGUUUAAUUGCUAGAUAGCAGAUGAAAUAGAAAGAGAAUUGUUAUUUUCAACA
Oryza sativa Japonica Group (Japanese rice) is the source of this 1616-nucleotide messenger RNA. RefSeq lists its product as uncharacterized. The record is from RefSeq and is a predicted model, not a curated record. NCBI's taxonomy places the organism in Eukaryota, Viridiplantae, Streptophyta, Magnoliopsida, Poales, Poaceae.